Oryzias latipes (Japanese medaka) is the source of this 2903-nucleotide messenger RNA. It is a transcript of the gene srpk3, whose product is annotated as SRSF protein kinase 3. The record is from RefSeq and is a predicted model, not a curated record. Gene Ontology annotation, cellular component: nucleus; cytoplasm. Gene Ontology annotation, molecular function: ATP binding; protein serine/threonine kinase activity. Gene Ontology annotation, biological process: regulation of mRNA processing; intracellular signal transduction; peptidyl-serine phosphorylation. Lineage: Eukaryota; Metazoa; Chordata; Actinopteri; Beloniformes; Adrianichthyidae.
GUCAGUGCGCAUGCGCACAGCCCGGUGUCAGGUGUCAGCAGCUGUCGAGCUGGUGGAGAGCAGAACCGACACAGCACGUGAAGCCUGCCCAGAAUAACCGCGAGGACCCAGUCAGAAACCGGUCCAAAACCUACGCGAACGGGCCUGAACCGAACCGGCCCGCGGGUCUGCCCCGGAGCAGAAGGAGGAGCUAGCCAGCUAACUCAAGGCGAAUCUUCUGGACCGGACCAACCACGCCGCUCCGGUCCAAACCGGUCCACGGAUCCGCCCCCACCCGGCAUGCUCCUGCGCCCACGAGGCUGCUCCUGCUGAAGUUCGAGUCCAGAAGGAGGACCGCGCUGUACCGGUUCGGUCAGACCGGCACAGGCCGACAUGUUGAUGAUAGCUGCAGUGAGCGACGGAACCAGAGGCUCCGCCCCCACAAGCAAGAAGCAACGCCGCAGAGGCAAAAAACACAAACGAGUGCGACCUCAACAGAACCGCCCUGAUGAGUUCCUUGAUGUUCAGACCUCAAACCCCAGAAGCAGCUCUGCUCAGGCACUCCCCCAGACCCAACACACAAAGCUGCUGCCCUCUCCAGGUUGUCCAGAAACAUCCACAACAUCUCCAGAGGAUGUGCAUGAAACCUCUUUAUUACCGCCUCAGAGCCCCUCCCACAGUCAAUCACCCCGAGAAACACCACCACCUGCACCUGACACAGGAAGUGCUGCAGGAUUCCCCCCGCUGCCCCUGGAGACCAUCCUUCAAACCUUCAGUCUCAGCCAAUCAUCUCCUGUCACAGCAGAUUGCCCCGUCCACAGUCUCAGCCCAUCACCACCAACUGUUGACCCACAGAUGACCCAGGAUGCUGCCUGCUUGCCCCCCCUAGCCUUUCAGAGUUUCUGUGCAGACAACCAAUCGGAGAUUUGUGGACCUCCUUUCAGUGUACCUGAAACACCAUCAUCAUCCAAAUCCCCUCCCACAAUUCAACCUUGCCCCUCCCAUCAUGAGUCCUGCAUGUUGACCGCACAGACGUUCACCUCCAGUGGGUCCUCCCACCUGUACACUCCUCUCUCUUUUUCUCCUGCGCCCUCUCUCCCCUGCUCUCACGAUCCUGCUUUCAGUUUCUCUCCCAUCAUGCACUCAGCUGCCCAUCAACUGAGCCCACCCCCUCCAGAGUUAACCCCACCCCCUAUUCAGCUCCUGGGCUCUGAUGAUGAAGAGCAAGAAGACCCCUCAGAUUACUGCAGAGGGGGAUACUACCCGGUGAAGAUAGGUGACUUGUUCAACGGGAGGUACCAUGUGGUGAGAAAACUGGGCUGGGGGCACUUCUCCACCGUCUGGCUCUGCUGGGACCUGCAGAAAAAGCGCUUUGUGGCCCUCAAGGUGGUGAAGAGCGCUCCUCAUUACACAGAGACGGCCCUGGAUGAGAUCAGGCUGCUCCGAUGUGUCAGGGACAGCGAUCCCUCUGACCCACACAGGGAGACCAUUGUUCAGCUCAUUGAUGACUUCAAGGUCUCUGGAGUCAGUGGAGUUCAUGUUUGCAUGGUUCUGGAAGUUCUAGGUCAUCAACUCCUGAAGUGGAUUAUUAAGUCAAACUACAUGGGACUUCCUCUGGUCUGCGUGAAAACUAUCAUCAGACAGGUGCUUCAAGGCCUUGACUACCUGCAUACCAAGUGCAAAAUCAUCCACACAGACAUCAAACCAGAGAACAUCCUGUUGGUGGUAGAUGACGUAUACAUUCGGAGAUUGGCAGCUGAAGCCACUGUCUGGCAAAGGAUCGGAGCUCCACCUCCCACUGGAUCCUCAGUUAGUAUGGCUCCUAGGAAUCUACAGGCUGGAAAAAUGUCCAAAAAUAAGAAAAAGAAACUGAAAAGAAAAGCAAAACGUCAGCAGAAACUAUUGGAAGAAAGACUUGAGGACAUACAGAGAAUGGAGGAAGAAGAGGGUCUGUUUCAGCCCGAUGACAUAGAUUCUAAAGCCAACAGCAAAGCAAGUCCAGACUCCAAAGGUUCUUGGUUAGAAGAGCGGUGUAAUGGCCACAGCACCGGGCGAGUCUCAAGUCCAGCCUCCGGUCUGUCAGGGUUCUCCAGCUCGGUGAUGUCAGCAACAUCUGAGUCAGCUCGUUCCACUCAAUCUGGUUACUCCAGUGGAAGAGACGCGAUGAAUUCCUCAGACUUGAUCAUCAGUCCUCUGGAUCCUCAGAACGCAGACAGAAUCCGAGUGAAGAUUGCUGACCUGGGAAACGCCUGCUGGGUGCACAAACACUUCACGGAGGACAUUCAGACCCGGCAGUACAGAGCUCUGGAGGUUCUGAUUGGAGCGGAGUACGGGCCGCCAGCCGAUAUCUGGAGCACCGCCUGCAUGGCUUUUGAGCUGGCAACAGGAGACUACCUAUUCGAGCCCCAUUCAGGAGAGGACUACACUCGGGAUGAAGAUCACAUUGCCCACAUCAUCGAGCUGCUGGGGCCCAUCCCUGUGCCCUUUGCCUUGUCUGGCAGGUACUCAAGAGAAUACUUUGACAGAAGAGGUGAGCUGCGGCACAUCUCCAGCCUGAAGCCCUGGGGUCUGUUUGAGGUCCUGCUGGAGAAGUAUGAGUGGUCUCUGGAUCAGGCGGCGGCAUUCAGCGACUUCCUGCUUACCAUGCUGGAGCUGCAGCCAGGACGGCGAGCGACGGCAGCGCAGUGCCUGCAGCACCCAUGGCUGCAGGCAUGAGCAUACAUGCACAUGUGCACGUUCACUGUUUGACUGUUAGGUGUGUUAGGUACCCCCAGCAUUCAAUGGUGCAUCAUUCUCCUCCAAGUUCUUCCAGUUGCCCCUGCUUCACACUUUCUAUUUGCAGCUACCCACCCUCCAGUCAUAGUGCCUUCAAAUGAAGCAGCUUUUCUACCUGUCUGUGAAAAUAAAGAUGAAAGCACACCUAC